AUGAACGAGGUCCUGGGUCGCCGGACCCGGCUGACCAAGUGCCUAGAGCGGCUGCAGGCCGGCGAGAUGGCGUUCGGUUCCGACUUCCCGGCCCGCGACGGUGAUCUGCAGAUGGUGCCCGACCGGCUGGUGCAGUACACACUCGGUAAGGACCACGUGCAGCCGGCGCCGGCGGACGUGGUCGCCUCGGUGCCGGACUUCCGACGGGACCUGCCCGGCCGCCUGCUCUGGGAGGAGCCGCGCGACGUCGUCUUCAUCCACAUGGACCCAUUCUGGGGCGACUUUUUCGGCACGUCGGCCGUGCGCCACCGGCCGGUGCCGUUCAUCGACGCCAUUCCCGUCUCCAUGUGGGUGUACCAGAACCGCAACAAGGGGCAGCGUCAGCGAUGCCAGUGUGUCAGCGCCGCGUUGCCCCAGCUCGACAUCAGCCUGCUCAUGCCCUGCCUGCUCUCCAGCAAGGGCUCGUCCGGCGGCGACCUGUCCGUCUUUCCUGACUCGUCCAGCGUCACCAGCUUCUAG
Messenger RNA from Pollicipes pollicipes, 519 nucleotides. RefSeq lists its product as uncharacterized. Lineage: Eukaryota; Metazoa; Arthropoda; Thecostraca; Pollicipedomorpha; Pollicipedidae. Bases 1 to 519 code for a protein of 172 amino acids. The record is from RefSeq and is a predicted model, not a curated record. The transcript has 4 exons.